AUGUUACUGGAUCUUGUAUUACGUUUGCUAGCUUUCCUUGAAUGUGUAUUCUUGGUUAAUUCGGGAGUUUUUUCUUCCAAUGAAGAAUCAGCGUUGGACAGUUAUAUCAAUAAUCUCAUUGGAUGUAAAGAUAUUCCUGGCCUUGGACUUGCAGUUGUAAAAGAUUAUGAUGUCUUUUCCAAAGGGUAUGGAUUGGCUGAUAAAGAAAAACAAAUAAACGCAACCAGUUCAACAGUUUUCUGUGUGGGUUCAGUAACAAAAUCGAUGACAGCAAUGCUUCUAGCUCGUUUGAUAUCUUCUGGCAAAUACAGGCUUCGCUGGACCACAAAGAUAAAAGACGUAUUAGGGCCAGACUAUACCUUUAUAGAUGAUUGUAUUACAGACUCAGUUACUCUAGAAGAUAUUUUGUCUCAUCGCACGGGAUUGGGAUCGGCGGACCUUCUAUUACAAGCCGGGAUUCCAGAAUAUGUUACAAGAGAGCAAAUGAUGAAGAAUCUUCAUUACCUACCAAAACUACAAGAAUUUCGGGAUUCCUUCUUUUAUAAUAAUAUAGUUUACAUUCUCGCGGCACAUGUAGCUGAGAAGAGAGCUAAUAAAACAUGGGAACAAUUAAUGAAGGAGGAGUUACUAGUUCCAUUGAAUAUGACGUCAACAGUGAUAUUAGAUGAAAAACACAGCGAAACGCUAGCUGUUCCCUACAUUGUUGACAAAACUGGCAAGCUGUACAAAUCGGACGAACGACUUUAUAGCCUGCACCCUUUUGGACCAUCUGGUAGUAUUUGUGCAUCCGCUGAUGACAUGACCAAAUGGUUAAAGUUGAUCACGUCUAAAGGAAAGAUCGAUGAAGGUGCAGAACAAAUCAUUUCUGAAUACGUCUUCAAAGGACAAUUCAAUAUAAAAAGUGUACUAAAUAACAUGUGGGCUAAUGCAUACAGUUUGACACAACCACAGUUCCCAGUAGCGUUUGACUCAUUAGGUUAUGGAUAUGGAUGGUUUGUGUCAUAUUACAGAGGUUACAAAGUGUUUCACCAUUCGGGAUCCUUGUAUGGCUAUAGCUGCAAAAUUACAUAUCUUCCUGACCGCGGUAGUGCAUUCGUAUUUUUCACAAAUGGACCAGGGGAAACUAAAUUCGACGAAACUAUUAGCCCAGUGUUCUACUAUAUGUUAGAUUUAAUGUUGGGUUAUCCGAGUUGGCUCAAUGAAACAACAGCCUGUUCAUACCCAGCUCCUUGGAGGAAUUACCGUAGUAAAAGGUCUUCUCAAGACGUUACGUCGGUUUCGGGUAAAGAAUUACAGGAAACAGACAUGCAUACUGGUGAAUACAGCCACCCGUUGUACGGAAGUGUGACUAUAACUAUAACCAAUAACACCCUCCAUAUCAGCUACGGUUUGUUGUUGACAGGCAAACUUAUUCCAACGUCAUCUUCAUUUCAGCUUCAGUUGUUUCAGCCUUUACGUGAUGUUUUUCUUUCUAUCCUUAAUGUAUCAUUUCAAAAUCUUUCGAUUCAGAACAAAUAUCAAAAUAUUGAAUUUUUAUCCUUAUUCGAGAAGUAUACGUUUUCAAGGGUUGAUUAUGAAAGUGAGGUCAGCGGUUCCAAUAUAGUAAAUUGUCAACUGAAAUUUGUUUUUGUAUUGAUUGUGCUUAUGCAAUAUAUUUGA
This is a messenger RNA of Mytilus trossulus (common blue mussel), 1659 nucleotides long. RefSeq lists its product as uncharacterized. The coding region runs from base 1 to 1659 and encodes 552 amino acids. NCBI's taxonomy places the organism in Eukaryota, Metazoa, Mollusca, Bivalvia, Mytilida, Mytilidae. The record is from RefSeq and is a predicted model, not a curated record. The transcript is spliced from 6 exons.